Messenger RNA from Cheilinus undulatus (humphead wrasse), 3511 nucleotides. RefSeq names its product ring finger protein 214 (gene rnf214). The record is from RefSeq and is a predicted model, not a curated record. Gene Ontology annotation, molecular function: ubiquitin-protein transferase activity. The coding region runs from base 95 to 1816 and encodes 573 amino acids. Lineage: Eukaryota; Metazoa; Chordata; Actinopteri; Labriformes; Labridae. The transcript has 7 exons.
GUGCCUUUCAUUUCCGUGACGAUAGUAAAUCACUGGCGGUAACUGUAAACAGAAGUUCAGCGGCUACUAAACAAACUCAGUCAUCACUCCAGGCAUGGAGGCUAACGGUCUAACGGCUAGCGUGGCUUCAGGAGAGCAUGAGGCCGAAAGUCUGACCCAGGAGGAAGAAAACCUGAAGAUAGCUUUAGCAAGCAUGACAGUGGAAGACCUGCUGCGAGAUCAGGAUGUGCAGACGGACAACAACAGGGACGAGCUCGGCGUCAACACAGACCUGGACUGGGAGAGUCAGGUGGCUGCUAUGUUGGAGUACAGCUCCACCCUGACGGAGGAAUACGAGAGUCUGAGGAAGAAGCAGGACGAGGAGGAGCAAGCAAAGGAGAAACACAAACAACAACUGCAGAAGAAGAAGGAGGAGGCUACUCGCCAGCACCAGGCUCUUCUGGACAAGCUAGAGUCUCUUCGGGUGAAGCUGCAGCUGAACAACUCAAAAGCCACAAGGAAAAACUUCUUAGCAAAGAAACAGGAAAUGACCUCAGAGAAGACCAGAGCAGAGGAGGAGAGAAACAGGUUGGCCAAAGAGCUGGAGGAGAGCGAGUCGAAGCUGAGUGCUCUCACAGAGGAGCAGAGCGAGGAGCAUCGCAGGUGGCAGGAGGAACUGGAGGAGCUGAGGGAGGAGAUGGAGCGAGUGAGGAAGGAGGCGCAGGAGUCCGAGCUGCAGGCGCUAAAGGACGAGAUCGCUGCUGUGGAGAAGCAGAGAAUCGUCGCCAUGGAGCACAUUGACUCCUGGUUCAAAGAGGUGGGACAGUACCUGAGCAUUCUCCGAGUGGAGUUCCCACAGCAGUACACCCAUGAGAAGCAGAAGUGGGAGAAGAAUGAGGGCAUGGUGCAGAAGAACAAGAUGGAGCUGCAGAGUCGUUUUCAGGAGGUUCUGCAGCAGCUGAAGCAGGGUCGAGAGUUGGAGUCUCUGCCCAGGAUCAGCGUGCCGUCUCUGCCACAGGUUCCCAUGGCCGAACUGAGAUUCCGCCAGGUCAUGCAGCCUCUGUUCCGCCCUCAGUUCAGACCCCCGCCUCCUCCACACCACAUGAACCGACCCCUUCCUCCUCAGAGACACCCACACUUCCACCCCCCGCCCCCUCACCACUACCCCCUGUACCGCCACCGUUUCCACCACCCACCACCUCCACAUCACUUCCAACCACCAUUCCCACCUCAGCACCAUCCUCCACCGCCGCUCCAGCCCCACAUCAGAGCUCCAAUGAGGGUGACUCCUCCCCCCAGUAUUUCUCCAUCUCCACCUGUUCAGCCUGUCUCUCCUUCUCCUCCUCCUCCCUCUGCUGCUGCUGUUCCAGCUCAACCCUCCGCUUCUGCUGGCAAAUUAGACAAAGUCCUGGAGAAGCUCGGGACUCGUUUCCCACAAUGCAACAGAGCUCAGCUGACGUCGUUGCUGCAGCAGGUGAAGAUCUCCCGCGGCACACUUGCCGGUAUGUCCAUGGAGGAGGUGACUGAGCAGGUCGGCAUUAAGUUGGCCCAGGGCGAGAGGCCGGCUCCUGGUCCAAUCAGCCGCCCCACUCCUCCCGGCCCCAUCCAAAGACCGUCAUCCUCCCCUCAGAGGGCCGCCACAGGAGGAGGAGGAGGAGGAGGAGGAGGAGGAGGUCAGAGCGUCGGGCCCCGUAAACUCUGCCUUAUGUGUCAGAACCACGUGGAUCCAGAGAGCCGCCAUCCACUCAGCUGUUCCCACGUCAUCCACAGAGACUGCAUUCGAGUGUGGCUGCAGUCCAGCAAGAACAACUCCUGCCCCUUCUGCCAGGCCAAGUGAUGGAGGAUCACGAGAAUGGACAAUAUUUCAGAUCAGUGCCAUUCAGCUAAAAAUGAGUCUGAUUUAAGAGCUACAUGCCUCUUUUUUACAAAGAAGUUAAGGAUCAUAACCGAUAACAGAGGUUUCAGUUCAUAAUCAAACAGUCGAAGAAGUUCCAGUUCAUAACAGGUCAAAGAAAGAAGAGUUUAGUCCUGAAAAUAAAGUGAAUGAUCAUUAGAAAACAAAAGGAAAACUCAAAGGCACUUUGUUUUAAACAAUUGGCAUGCCUUUAUUUUUACUACAUGAAGCCUUCGUACUGCAAAAACUCGCAUUUUAGCGAGUGCACUUGUCAGAUUCCUAGUCAAAAUAAUCUCAGUAGUUUUAUUUAAAGCCACACUCACCAGAUAAAUUCCAUGAAACAUCUUAUUACAAAAAGACAAAAAGAAGAUGUAAUUGAUUGUAAAACAAAUAUCAAUGCAGCAAGCAAAAGUCACAGGUUAAACCAUGUCCAUCUUUGCAACAACAAAAAAACUCAAGCUGAUUGAACGAAUGAUCUGUCAAAUGUAUCAGAGCAACCAAACACAACGAAGUAGGCGUGCAUUGCAGCCGAGGAGUUAACUACGUAACCAGAGCUCUACAGGCAGACACUGCCAUCUCCAUCCAGGAUUGUUCACUCUCAGUGGAGCCAGUUAGUAGAUUAAUCUCAUGCUGAAGCCGGUCAGGAGAAGAGCAAACACAUCUUUAACAUCUUUGUGUCUGGUUCUUUGCUCUUCUUUGAUAAAGAAAUGUCCAGUUCUGGUCAGACUGCUGCUGUAGCUGCAUCCAUGCUGAUCUCUUCACCUGCUGCCGUUGUUUACAGGUUUGGAGUCCUUUAAACUAAGCAUCACCCAAAGCUACCACCUCAUUCUCCUCAAAUGACACAGGCUGGUCCGAUCUUUCUCUGACAGGAACAAGACUAUCAGCCUAAAGCUGAUAGGAACACCUAAUGACAGACAUGAAAUCUGGAUAGUCCAUUGGCUUUGUGAGGUUGGAGUUGUCUGUUUUUAACAUUGCAGUCUUUGAUAGAUUGUCCAGAUCCCAUGUCUGUAAUCAGGCAAAUCAGUCUUACAAAGCUCUAAUCUGCAAUGAUUGUGCCAGGCCUGAAAACAAACCUGGCACAAUCAUUGUUGUCUGAGGAGAAUGUGCAGUAGUUACAGGUGAGAUUCAGCUGUAGUUGUAGCUACAGUAUAGCAGUAGUUUUAUCAGAAUUGGACCACUUUACUUUAGGAAAUAAAAAGCAUAAAGGUCAGUCAUUUUUUGUUUGUAACAUCUUGAAAAUUUUGGAUUUAGUUUAAAAUGACAAAAAAUAAUGUAGUGCGAUAUUAUUGACGUGAAAUUAGAGAAGUAUACUAACUUUUAUUUGAGUUUUUGAAGUGAGAUAGGAAAAAAACCUCCUGAUGAAGGCUUGAUGUAGAAAUGCCUCAAGGUCUUCAGGACUAUAAUGUUGAAAUAAAGGCAUAUGAUACUUUUGAAAGAGAGUGCCUGGGGUUUUAAUUUUUUUCUUAAAUGCUUGUCUGUCAGCUGAUAGAGCCGCUCUAAUCUACACUUCCUUGAGUCCAGGCAGACAGAACAAAUAAAACAUUGAAGAUUUUUUUUGUUUUAUUCUUCUUGUUUGAUUUCAGAUGGCUGUUUGGCUGUAUAUUUGUUAUUUUCAUUAAAUUUUCAUUUACUUUGUUU